Molecule: messenger RNA, 1528 nt
Organism: Centropristis striata (black sea bass)
Lineage: Eukaryota; Metazoa; Chordata; Actinopteri; Perciformes; Serranidae
Product: gamma-aminobutyric acid receptor subunit gamma-3-like
Exons: 11
Coding region: 83-1528 (481 amino acids)
Biological process (GO): monoatomic ion transmembrane transport; regulation of postsynaptic membrane potential; gamma-aminobutyric acid signaling pathway
Cellular component (GO): dendrite membrane; postsynapse; GABA-A receptor complex
Molecular function (GO): GABA-A receptor activity; GABA-gated chloride ion channel activity; transmitter-gated monoatomic ion channel activity involved in regulation of postsynaptic membrane potential
Source: RefSeq, a predicted model, not a curated record
UCGCAGCAGCGGCAGCAGCACAACACCGGGAUCUCCAUCCACCAGUUUCUGUGAUCGGAGGAGGUGAUCCGCGCAUGGGAAAAUGACAAUCAAGUUUGUGGUCAUCCUCUUCAUACUUCUCGUUCAAGGUGCUCGUUCUGAUCUACUGGAUUAUGGCGACGACGACGAGGAUCCCAACGAUACCACCGUCAAUCAGAUGCUGGUCCCCAGGUCGCACCAGGAGGAUGCCACAAAUAUACUGAACAAUUUGCUCAAGGAAUACGACAAGACGCUGCGGCCGGAUAUUGGAGUGAAACCUACAGUCAUCGAUGUGGGCAUAUACAUCAACAGCAUCGGGCCUGUGUCAUCCAUCGAUAUGGAGUACCAGAUCGAUAUUAUCUUCGCCCAGACCUGGGUGGACACCCGUCUGCGCUACAACAGCAGCAGCAGCAUGCGGCUCACCCUCAACAGCAAUAUGGUCGGUCUGAUCUGGCUGCCCGACACCAUCUUUAGGAAUUCCAAGACCGCCGACUCUCACUGGAUAACGACGCCCAAUCAGCUGCUCCGGAUCUGGAACAAUGGAAAAGUACUGUACACACUGAGGAUGACCAUCAACGCUGAAUGCCAGCUGCAACUCCAUAAUUUCCCGAUGGACGAACACUCCUGUCCUCUCGUCUUCUCCAGCUAUGGCUACCCACGAGACGAGAUCGUGUACAAGUGGAGCCGCAACUCGGUGGAGACGUCGGACCAGAAAUACUGGAGGCUGUACCAGUUUGACUUCAUGGGGCUCAGAAACACCACAGACGUGCUCACGACGACAGCAGGUGAAUACGUGGUGAUGACCGUGUACUUUGACCUGAGCAGACGGAUGGGCUACUUCACCAUCCAGACCUACAUCCCCUGCAUCCUGACCGUGGUCCUCUCCUGGGUCUCCUUCUGGAUCAAGAGCGACGCCACGCCUGCAAGGACGGCUCUCGGUAUCACCACAGUGCUGACCAUGACCACCCUGAGCACAGUGGCCAGGAACUCACUACCCAGAGUGUCCUACGUGACGGCCAUGGACCUGUUUGUCACCGUCUGCUUCCUGUUUGUCUUCGCUGCCAUGAUCGAGUACGCCAUGCUCAACUACUACUCCUACAGUAUACGUAGACCUCCUGCCAAGACACAGAGAAUGGUUGCUAAAAUACAUUCGGCUGCGGGGCCCGUCCACUGUGCCGGGACCCGUGCCUGCUUCUCCAGACUGGGGGCGUGUCAACUACCAUCCAAUGCCUACUCAUCCUUCAACAUGGGCCACACCCCUCGGUCCAUGAUGCCCAUGGGCAACUCCCUGUUCUGGCAGGACUACGACGACAACUGCCUGUACGAGUGCCUGGACGGGAAGGAUUGCAAGAGCUUUUUCUGCUGCUACGAGGAGUGUAAAGAAGGCGGCUGGAGGAAAGGACGCAUCCACGUCAACAUCCGCGAGCUGGACGCCUACUCUCGGGUCUUCUUCCCCACCUCCUUCCUGCUCUUCAACAUAGUCUACUGGGUCAGCUACCUCUACCUCUAG